GUGAACCAGUCAAGAGCUUCGGCAGUAUUUGGUGAGGUGAUUUGCCUUUGAUACGCUUCAGUUACUACAACAGGCGCGUAAAAUCCACGUUUGGCUUUCGUGCGCCUUUUUACGCACAGAAAUCUUCACUCUGAGUUUGACCAGUUUGACUUGUUGAGCUUCCUGCGGAGAGGAGCAGCUAUGGAUUUGGUGUAUCUGGUGUGCUUGGCGCUGACCGUGGGUACUUGGUUUGCCUCCGCGGAGAGACACAGCGUGUAUUGGAACAGCUCGAACCCACACUUCCUGCAGGACGAGUACACGGUGGAGGUGAAGAUCAACGACUACCUGGACAUCGUCUGCCCCCACUACGCCCACGGCGAGGUGCCGUCGCAUGCGGCCGAGCGCUACGUCCUCUACAUGGUGGAGAAGGAGGACUACGAUGUGUGCAAGCCUCACUCCUUCGACCAGCUGAGGUGGGAGUGCUCUCGGCCCUUCGCUCCUCACGCUCCGGAGAAGUUCUCGGAGAAGUUCCAGCGAUUCACCCCCUUCACGCUGGGCAAGGAGUUCAGACAAGGAGAAAGAUACUAUUAUAUCUCUAAGCCGAUGCACCACCACGGCCAGGACUGUCUCAGGCUCAGAGUGGAUGUCCUCGGGCACAAAGGCUCUGCGAAGACUCAUGUGGACAAAUCCAAGGCCGAGGACACGGGAAAGAGCUUCGAUGGAGGAAAGGGAAAGUUUCACGCCACGGGAGGAGUCCACAACCCCUCUAACCGGCUCCCAGCAGAUGACCCAGCUGUGAUCGAGCCGGUGGUCCAGCCGGUGAUCGGCAGCUCCGGAGCACAGCUGGCCUCGCUCUCGAUCCUCCUCACCAUGAUCCCCGUUUUAUUAGCCCUGACGCUGCAGUAAAGCCGGACGGAGCAGAGACUUUUCAAACCCGACGCCGGUCAUCGGGACACCCAGAGACUUUUUUUUUAUACAGAUUUUUUUAUACGAGCAUGGACAGCGUGUGAUGGUCGGUGUGUUUUGAUGUGUUUGUGGCGUGAAUGUGGAGCGUAGAUCGCCCCAGAGAUCUUUUCUUUUUUGUGUGUUUUCUUACUUUAUUGUGAGGAUGGAAAUUCUCAGAUUUAACCGUUUAAGAUGCACACUUUUGAACAAAAAAAACGAGCAGAAGAACGAUCAAAAUGACGGCAAGAUUCCAUCACCCUCAUUCAUCGUGUGAUUCCACGUCUUGGUACCGUUGUGCACACUCAUUUUUUUUCUUCCUCUACAUGUAGAGAAAUUAUUGAUUUUGUGUAUUGUUGUUGGCAACUGCCACCGUGGUUAUGUAGGAUCUUUUUGUCAUGUUGUGUAGCACUCCACUCCCUUCGCAUUUGUCAAGUUUUAUGUGACGUUGUGUUUCAGUUCAGUCGUAAGACGAGAAGUCGAGAAGAGUAGUCCUCAAACAAGUGUUUUUUCCAAGUGGUUUAGUUUAAAUUUUCAUAAGAACGCAUUGAAACUAUUAGAAUUCUUGCAAACUUCAAUUUCAGUUUUGUCUUUAAAAGGUUGUGAGUCACUUAUCAAGAGAUCAGAACAGAUAAAAUCCAAAACUAAUGAGAUUUUCAGUUACUACUUCUUCUUAUUCACUCAUUUUUUUCUUCUACGUCUUGAUGCUAUCAUGGUACACUGGCAGAUGUUUGCAGAUGUGAUCAUCAAACCUCCAACUGAAGGGACUUCCUGGAAUCCAAUUGUUUUUUUUUUUUUUGAGUUGUUAAACAUGCUUGCGCCAUUUUGUAAAUAUUUAUAUGUAAAUUUGUACAUAGAGAAAACUAUAAGAAACUGUUUUAAGAUGUGAAAUAAUAAAAAAAUGUGAUGUCAUAAAAAAUAAA
Molecule: messenger RNA, 1844 nt
Organism: Acanthochromis polyacanthus (spiny chromis)
Lineage: Eukaryota; Metazoa; Chordata; Actinopteri; Pomacentridae
Gene: efna1b
Product: ephrin-A1b
Exons: 4
Coding region: 181-885 (234 amino acids)
Biological process (GO): ephrin receptor signaling pathway; axon guidance
Cellular component (GO): plasma membrane
Molecular function (GO): ephrin receptor binding
Source: RefSeq, a predicted model, not a curated record